ACAAGAAAGAGACCCGACCCACUUUGAUUUUUUGCACUUUUUGCCUUCCUAAACCAUAGCCCACCACCCUUGUCACCUUCCCACGCCUAACUGCACAAGCCCUUCUCAAUUUUAUAAAUAGCUCACAACCCAUCCAUUCCCACAUCUCCUCUCCUCUCUCCUCAAAGCCAGACGCUAGAAAGAGAGAAAAAGAAAAAUGGCUCUAGCACUAAGGUCUUCAACUUCUUUCAUGAUCAAUAUGAAUGACCCCAAAUGCAUGAAUCCUCUGGGUGAUUUCUCUGACUCAAUUCGCUUUGCGCGAGUCAGGCCAUUGUGCCAACUCCGAGCGAAGAAUUCCACGCAAGAGGCGCUGCAGCUCUCCCGGGAGAGAGCUGCAGGUUCUGAAGCGUGGAAGAGCUUGAGCUCCACAAAAUGGGAGAGACUCCAUCGGUCACUGAUCGGUCACGGAAGCAAUGACUCGAGAGUUCCGGUGUUUGUGAUGCUACCGCUCGACACGGUGUCGAUAGGGGGGAACUUGAAUAGGCCUCGGGCGAUGAAUGCUAGUUUGAUGGCGCUGAAGAGUGCAGGAGUGGAAGGGGUGAUGGUGGAUGCGUGGUGGGGAGUGGUGGAGAAGGAUGGGCCUUUGAAGUACAAUUGGGAAGGGUAUGCAGAGCUUGUGGGGAUGGUGCAGAGGCAUGGCUUGAAGCUUCAGGUGGUCAUGUCUUUUCAUCAGUGUGGAGGGAAUGUUGGAGACUCCUGCAGCAUUCCUCUGCCACCAUGGGUGUUGGAAGAAAUAAGCAAGAACCCAGAGAUGAUGUACACAGACAAAUCAGGGAGGAGAAAUCCAGAGUACUUAUCUUUGGGGUGUGAUUCACUGCCUGUGCUGAGAGGAAGGACACCCCUGCAAGCCUACUCUGACUUCAUGAGAAGCUUCCAUGACAGAUUCAGAGAUUACCUGGGAGAUGUUAUAGCGGAAAUUCAAGUGGGGAUGGGACCUUGUGGAGAGCUCAGAUAUCCAUCUUAUCCUGAAAGCAAUGGGACUUGGAGGUUUCCUGGAACUGGAGAAUUUCAAUGCUAUGACAAGUACAUGAAAGCUUCACUACAAGCAUCAGCAGAGGCAAUUGGAAAGGGUGAAUGGGGAAGAAGUGGACCGCAUGAUUCUGGACAGUACAACCAGUUCCCUGAAGAUACUGGGUUCUUCAGGAGGGACGGGACCUGGAGCACCGACUAUGGGAAGUUCUUCCUAGAAUGGUACUCUGAAAUGCUACUAAAACACGGCGAUCUAAUCCUGUCUGCUGCAGAAGCAAUAUUCCAUGGAACCGGAGCAAAACUAUCUGGAAAAAUAGCUGGAAUUCAUUGGCAUUACAGAACAAGAUCCCAUGCAGCUGAAUUGACAGCCGGUUACUACAACACUAGACAUCGAGAUGGUUACCCACCAAUAGCAAAAAUGUUGAGCAAACAUGGAGUCAUAUUCAAUUUUACAUGCAUGGAAAUGAGAGAUGGAGAGCAGCCAGGGAAUGCAAACUGCUCACCAGAAGGAUUAGUCCGACAAGUCAAGAUGGCAACCAAGGCUGCUGGAACAGAACUUGCUGGAGAGAAUGCACUGGAAAGAUACGAUGCAGGAGCGUAUGCUCAAGUCUUGGCAACAAGUAGGUCAGAUGCAGGCAAUGGAUUGAGUGCAUUUACUUAUCUGAGAAUGAGUAAGAGGUUAUUUGAAGGAGAUAAUUGGCGGAACCUGGUGGAAUUUGUAAAGAAAAUGUCUGAAGGAGGUCGGAACACAAGACUUCCUGAAGCAGACUCAAGCCGGACAAACCUCUAUGUAGGAUUUCUCAAAGAGAAGAACGUGAAAAACACUAGGGAGGCUGCUCUAGUGUAAAUAAAUAUGCAUAUGUUGUUCAUAUAUAUAGCGGCACAAAUGUAGUGCAUCCCAUGAUGGAGAGAAAAAUACAUAUAGCCAAAAAAAAAAAAGAUAUCAAUACGUAACAUAAUAUUGCAUUGUUAUUUGAGACAAGAAGAAAAUGAUGAAUAUGUAUCUACUUCUCCAUAAAAUGAAUACAGGAACUUAUAGGCUAAUUCUCUUA
Malania oleifera is the source of this 2060-nucleotide messenger RNA. RefSeq names its product beta-amylase 3, chloroplastic. Gene Ontology annotation, molecular function: beta-amylase activity. Gene Ontology annotation, biological process: polysaccharide catabolic process. Lineage: Eukaryota; Viridiplantae; Streptophyta; Magnoliopsida; Santalales; Ximeniaceae. The transcript is spliced from 4 exons. The record is from RefSeq and is a predicted model, not a curated record. Bases 197 to 1855 code for a protein of 552 amino acids.